AUGGUUUGUGGUGCUGACCGCUUUUAUAACAACAUCACAGAUAUGAUUGGUUACCGCCCGUUACCAUUUAUGAAGUACUGCUGGUGUUACAUCACUCCCCUCGUCUGUUUUGGGACCUUCAUCUUCUCGAUUAUUAGAUAUUCUCCACUGAAGUUCAGUAACAGCUAUGUUUACCCGCUGUGGGCUAACAUCUUGGGUUGGUUCCUUGCCACCAUCUCCUUGUCUGUCAUCCCGCUCUUUGUGUUGUUCAAAGUAAUUCAAGGAAAGGGCACUCUCCAACAGCGUCUCCUACAUCUCUGCCAGCCAGUGGAUGACUUGCAUCAUGCAUAUCCUUCUCCUGAUAGCAACGGCACUGCUUCCCACUCAGAACUCAAACCUCUAACUCCGACCUGUGAAGUCGCUCACUUAACACAUACAAAUGGCACCACAUAGAGGUGCAAUGUUCACAGUUCAAAUACAUCAAAUUUCCAAGAGGAAUGCUUUGAUGUGACAA
This is a messenger RNA of Melanotaenia boesemani (Boeseman's rainbowfish), 493 nucleotides long. RefSeq names its product sodium- and chloride-dependent creatine transporter 1-like. Gene Ontology annotation, biological process: sodium ion transmembrane transport. The coding region runs from base 1 to 432 and encodes 143 amino acids. Gene Ontology annotation, cellular component: membrane. Lineage: Eukaryota; Metazoa; Chordata; Actinopteri; Atheriniformes; Melanotaeniidae. The record is from RefSeq and is a predicted model, not a curated record. The transcript is spliced from 4 exons.